Messenger RNA from Aegilops tauschii subsp. strangulata, 835 nucleotides. Its product is annotated as E3 ubiquitin-protein ligase MPSR1. Gene Ontology annotation, molecular function: ubiquitin protein ligase activity. The record is from RefSeq and is a predicted model, not a curated record. Gene Ontology annotation, biological process: protein ubiquitination. Gene Ontology annotation, cellular component: cytoplasm. NCBI's taxonomy places the organism in Eukaryota, Viridiplantae, Streptophyta, Magnoliopsida, Poales, Poaceae.
CCGGCCGAUUCGGCCAGGUUUGCGACGGGUCCCUGUCUCUGUCUCUCACGAGUCACGGCGUAGAGUUCAUCCCCUUCCUAUGCAGGGGCACUCCCCUGUUCAGUAGUCGAAUCGGAAGCCGAGACCAGCAUGAAUCCGACCAGGAGCGGAUAAUAAAUCUGGGCCAGGAGCGGCAGAUCGAUCCAGUAAUGGAGGCAGCAAGGGGGGAUCCCGACGACCCCCUCAUCGCCUCCCGCCGCGGACGGAUCGGCGGGUGGUGGGAUCGUAACCAGGACUUCAUACGGAGACGCGCGGAGACGCUGAGGCGACCCGCCGCCCAGGCGGAGGCCGAGGCAGAGCGUAGCAGAGAGCCGCCGGCUUCCAAGAACUCCAUGGCGGGGCUGCUCGUGCCGGCGGCGGCGGAGGUGCGGGAUCUGGAGUGCGCGGUGUGCCUGGAGGACCUGGUGGCCGGAGGCAGGAAGCUCAGGAAGAUGGACUGCUCCCACUGCUUCCACCAGCGCUGCAUCUUCCGCUGGCUGCACGUCAGCCGGCUCUGCCCGAUGUGCCGCUUCGCGAUGCCCUCCCGGCCCGACGGCGAGCACGUCGGCGACGAGGUGGAGCGGGAGCUCGCGGCUGAGGAGGAAGACGCCGCUGACGAAGAAAAGUCUGCAGCAGCUGAAGAACGUUCGUCCGGUGAGUGAGUGAACUGAACUAAUGAUUCAUCGGAUUAGCGAUGAUGGUAAUGAUUUUAGUCUGAUUCGAAAUGCCUCUUCUUUACUGUAUACUGUAUAUGAAUAUUUGUUUACCCGCUCUUUCACAGGUAGUGUACCUCUAGCAAAGAUGUCAUUUUUCUUUA